Molecule: messenger RNA, 1383 nt
Organism: Neoarius graeffei (lesser salmon catfish)
Lineage: Eukaryota; Metazoa; Chordata; Actinopteri; Siluriformes; Ariidae
Gene: tubb2
Product: tubulin, beta 2A class IIa
Exons: 5
Coding region: 1-1383 (460 amino acids)
Biological process (GO): microtubule cytoskeleton organization; mitotic cell cycle
Cellular component (GO): microtubule; cytoplasm
Molecular function (GO): GTPase activity; GTP binding; structural constituent of cytoskeleton
Source: RefSeq, a predicted model, not a curated record
AUGAGGGAGAUUGUGCACAUUCAGGCUGGACAGUGCGGAAACCAGAUUGGAGCAAAGUUCUGGGAGGUGAUCAGUGAUGAACAUGGCAUCGAUUCCAGCGGAACUUACAAUGGAGACAGCGAGCUGCAGCUGGAGAGGAUCAACGUGUACUACAGCGAGGCCUCAGGAAUUACAGGGGGAAAGUUUGUGCCCCGUGCUAUCCUGGUGGAUCUGGAGCCUGGCACCAUGGACUCAGUCCGGUCUGGGCCAUUUGGACAAAUCUUUAGGCCCGAUAACUUUGUGUUUGGUCAAAGUGGUGCUGGGAACAACUGGGCCAAAGGUCACUACACUGAAGGUGCAGAGCUAGUGGACUCAGUGCUGGAUGUGGUACGUAAGGAGUCAGAAAACUGUGACUGUCUGCAGGGAUUCCAGCUCACUCACUCUCUGGGUGGUGGCACAGGCUCGGGAAUGGGCACACUGAUCAUUAGCAAGAUACGUGAAGAGUACCCUGAUCGCAUCAUGAACACAUUCAGUGUCACACCAUCGCCCAAAGUGUCCGACACAGUGGUGGAGCCCUACAACGCGACACUGUCCAUCCAUCAGCUUGUGGAGAACACAGAUGAGACCUUCAGCAUUGACAAUGAGGCACUGUACGACAUUUGUUUCCGCACACUUAAACUGACGACACCCACCUAUGGUGAUCUCAAUCACCUGGUGUCUGCUGCCAUGAGUGGUGUCACAACAUGCCUCCGUUUCCCAGGGCAGCUUAAUGCAGACUUGCGCAAGCUUGCAGUCAACAUGGUUCCCUUCCCUCGCUUGCACUUCUUUAUGCCUGGAUUUGCACCCCUGACCAGCAGGGGGAGCCAGCAGUACCGUGCACUCACUGUUCCUGAACUAACACAGCAGAUGUUUGAUGCCAAGAACAUGAUGGCGGCGUGUGACCCGCGGCACGGGCGCUACCUUACUGUGGCAGCUAUCUUCCGUGGUCGGAUGUCCAUGAAGGAGGUGGAUGAGCAGAUGCUGAGUGUGCAGAACAGGAACAGCAGCUACUUUGUUGAGUGGAUCCCCAACAAUGUGAAGACAGCUGUGUGCGACAUCCCACCACGUGGAUUAAAGAUGGCCGCCACCUUUAUUGGGAACAGCACGGCAAUCCAGGAGCUGUUCCGACGUAUUUCAGAGCAGUUCACUGCCAUGUUCCGCAGAAAGGCUUUCCUGCACUGGUACACGGGGGAGGGGAUGGAUGAGAUGGAAUUCACUGAGGCAGAGAGCAAUAUGAACGACCUCGUCUCCGAGUACCAGCAGUACCAGGAUGCCACAGCUGAAGAAGCAGAAGAGUAUGAGGAAGAUGAGGUGGAAGAGGAGGAGGAUGUACGCCACGAUGGCCGCCAAGAGGUUCACCACUGA